AUGGAGCCGUACGGAAAGCUGGAUUUAAGCGUCUUCACUUACUUCUCCUUAUCCUGCUCUGAGAUUUUGGAGUUCUCUGACAGAAAUCUCUCCCCUCCCCCACUCAUGCAGCGCGGGGGGCGCGGAGAGCGCGGGGCGAGGCUGUGCCGCGUGCAGAGCCCGCCCGUGGCUGCGAUUGGGCGGCGGUGGCGUCAGUCGAGGGUGCGGCGCGCUGAUUGGCGGGAGCGGGGCGGAGGCGGGCCCCGGCGGCGGGCCUCGGGCGGCGGUGGCGCAGCAGCGGCGGCAUUGGCGGAGCGCGUGUGCGGGCCCGGGAGCGGCGGCAGCGGCCGGAGCCCGGGGAGGCGGCGGCGGAGCUCGGAGGCGGCCCCGGCGCAGGAGUUUUCAUUCCCACGGCGUGGCUGGAUGGAGGAGGAGGAAAAGCCCUGGAGAUCCUGCACGAGGAGGGGCUGCAAACCCAGCCCAGGGAGCUGCAGGGAGGAAAGAGCCCCCCUGAGCCAGGAAGGCGGCCAGAGAUCCAGGCAGAGCUCAGAGCUGGUGGAGAAGCCUCAUGGCAGGGAGAAGCCCCACGAGUGUUUGGAAUGUGGGAAGGGUUUCAGCCAGCGCUUUGACCUGAUCCAGCACCAGGUGGUCCACACUGGGGAACGGCCCUACGAGUGUGAGGAGUGUGGGAAGAGCUUCAGCCACAGCUCCAGCCUGAUCCGGCACCAGAGGAUCCAUUGUGGAGAAAAGCCCUUUGAGUGUGGGAAAUGUGGGAAGAGCUUCAGCCAGAUCUCCUGCCUAUUCCAGCACCAGGUGAUCCACACAGGGGAACGGCCCUACACCUGCUUGGAAUGUGGGAAAAGCUUUGGAUGGAGCUCCACCCUGAGAGGACACCAGCGCAUCCACUCUGGGGAGAGGCCCUACGAGUGUCCCCAGUGUGGGAAGAGGUUUCAAAGCACCUCCAAUCUCCUCAAACAUGAGCGGAUUCACACAGAGGAGAGGCCCUUCCGCUGCCCCGACUGUGGGAAGGGCUUCAAGCACAACUCCCACCUCAUCAUCCACCGACGCAUCCACACCGGGGAGAGGCCCUACGAGUGUGGGGAGUGUGGGAAGAGCUUCUCCACGAGCGCUAACUUGACCAGACACCAACGGAGGCGCCACUAAGGGAAGCCCUGUGAGUGCCCUGAGUGCGGGAAGAGCUUCGUGCACUGCUCCAGCUCCAUCCCCCAUGGGAGGAUCCACGUUGGAUGAUCCCCAGUGACCCCCGUUGGGCAGAGCCCUGGUGACCCCUUAUGGGGAAUAAAACAGAGUAAAACAAUGGAGCUGAUACAGGGGCCUGAUAUCUGAGGCCUGAUGGAGCAGAAACUGUGGGAGAGACAGACACAGAUAAAGGGUCCUUGGGCAAGAAGUGACCAAGAAACAUGUGAGACUUUGUGAUAAGAUGAUGUUAUCAGGUGAUGUGAUGUCUUGAAGAAUGUGUAACCAAUGGGAAAUUGUUACCAAAAAUGGAGCCCUAUAUAAGCACCAUACAAGUCAAACUCCUUUUAUACUCAGUAAAAUUGGCUUCUGAUGUAAACUCAGAUGUCCCCAUCUCUCCAUGGUCAAUAACCCCUGUUCUGGGUGAUCCCCGUUGGGUGGGGGGACGGUGUUGGAGAGAUUUCUUUCCCUUCUCCUUGUGCUGCUGUGAUUUGGUUGGUAAUAAAUUCACUCCCUGUGCCCAG
Messenger RNA from Passer domesticus (house sparrow), 1700 nucleotides. Its product is annotated as zinc finger protein 239-like. Gene Ontology annotation, molecular function: DNA-binding transcription factor activity, RNA polymerase II-specific. The record is from RefSeq and is a predicted model, not a curated record. The coding region runs from base 1 to 1143 and encodes 380 amino acids. Gene Ontology annotation, cellular component: nucleus. NCBI's taxonomy places the organism in Eukaryota, Metazoa, Chordata, Aves, Passeriformes, Passeridae. The transcript is spliced from 3 exons. Gene Ontology annotation, biological process: regulation of transcription by RNA polymerase II.